This is a messenger RNA of Soboliphyme baturini, 294 nucleotides long. NCBI's taxonomy places the organism in Eukaryota, Metazoa, Nematoda, Enoplea, Dioctophymatida, Soboliphymatidae. The record is from the annotation of a GenBank genome assembly.
AUGGACCUCACGUCUCCCCUAUCCGUCAAAAAGACGGAUCUAUGUGUGGCCCUACUCAAGCGGCAGCCAAUGAAAGCUGCACUGACGUCACAAAUGUUUCCGUCGUUGCGCUACAGUUUUACCGGUCAUUGGUCAUUGCCGUACAUACAGACAGAGGACUCGAAAGAAUCAGAAAAGGAACAUAACUACCAUCGGUCCCCUCGUGAUCAACUCGCCGAUCUUGGAGGACGUGAACACCGUCACCUCGACAAAAACGUCUGCGUGACUAUUGGCCAACAUGUACCUGGGAUGUAA